Molecule: messenger RNA, 2248 nt
Organism: Ooceraea biroi (clonal raider ant)
Lineage: Eukaryota; Metazoa; Arthropoda; Insecta; Hymenoptera; Formicidae
Source: RefSeq, a predicted model, not a curated record
UUAUAAGAUCUUUUUAUAAUAAUCUGUAAGAUGAACGGAUUUAACGAGAAAAAUUUAAUGAUUUUAUUAUUUUAUAUACAGUUUUCUGAGGCAUGUUUUUCAAUAAUAAGACAAUUGCUAUUUGUAAUUAUUAAUUAUGUAUGCUUGCGAUAAGAUCUGUAAAUAUAUUUGGCGCGAAUCUUUAUAAUCUUAAUUCUAAACUAGAAAUUAUCGUAAUUACAUGCAACUGAUUUCUAUCAAGUCUUAUAAAAUACGUUGCGAAAUUUAUUUAAUUAAAACUAUGCUCGUAGAGAAAAGACAUGUAAAAUUAAAUGGUAGGAGAUAUGAUAUGAUGGAAAGUAAGAUUUGUUUGUGACACGCUAUCUAUUGUUCUAGACUUAAUUGCAUUACAACAGUAUUUGUUGCAGUCCCGUGGAAAAUAAGAGAUAUGUUUACGGAGGCCGAGAUUCUUUUAUUAAAUCAGUUUUAUUAAAUCAGCCGAGAUUUAGUUGCACAUUUCGUUGUCAACUCCCACUGUUUCCCUCUUGCCACGCGUAUCUUAUUGUUAGGCAACGAGGUGCCAACGUUAAUAAUGUAGUGGCAUGCAUCUUGUUUAUUAGCUUCCGGCACCUCGUUGCUAAUUGUAAGAUAUGCGCGGCAAGAGGGGAACAGUGAGAAUUAUGCAACUAAAUCCCGGCAAUGUAUUAAAUAAUCAAUGUGAUGAACUGCGGUGUAGAAAUGCAUUUAGAGAAUGCAACAGUGAUGACAUAAAUUACAUUCCACGUGUAAAUUAUAAAAUGCUUCAAACGUGAAAUAUAUCUAAUUUUUUUUAUAUGAAGAACUUCACGAACGCUGCGUCAUUUAGGUAGAAACGAUUUAAGUAGACAAGUAGGAAAAUAAUUCUCUUGGCUUUCUCAUUAUCACUUCGUUCUGACCUACAUUUCUCAAUUUGACGUGCACAGUCCGAUUUUAAUUUAGAUUCCUCUGGAUGACAGGUUUUCCCGUGAUGUCAAACAUGGCAAUAAAAAUAACAGAAAGUAAAGAAAUUGUUCGAGAUUCACUGACGACGCCCAGCGCUGAGCGCGAGAAUCGUGCACUCGAGACUCGGAAGUCUUCGAUAAGGAUUUGACGGCAGGAUUAGACACAACACACCAAAGAAAGUAAAGGUUGCGAUUCAGUGAAAUUGAAUCUGUAUUUGUCGUCUCAGUUUAAUAGUGGUUAACGCAGAGAACCCGAUUUAGUAAAACCAGGCGUCGAUUUUUUCUUUUUUUUUUUCAAACAGAAAUGUUAUUGCGAAAUAAAGAAAGAAUAUAAGCCAAUCUUUACAGAGACUUAUCCUUAAUAAAAUUUUAUAACAUUAAUAAACAUAAAAAAAUGCGUAGUUAGAAAUAUUGUACUUAAAUAAAAAUAUCUAUGUAGACUACUGAGAGACCGAAUGAGUUCUCCUCUUUACUCAAGAUAAAGUUUCUUUUUGUGGUACGAUCUUUUUUUCAAGAUUUAUGAAUACAUUAUUUGUGAAAUUUACAAUUGUUUCGUGAAUCCCAGAUCAGCAUCCGCGAUGGCAUUUUUUCUUUUUUUUCUCUCUAUUUGCCGGCACAUACGAAGAGAAGGAUGAUCGUUGACCAGUUACGAGUAACGGGCACAUCGACCGCGUUCUACAACGAAGAAGAGAUCCGUGAUUAAAAGGUGUGUGGGUUUUAUGAAAGAAAUCGAAGCAAGAGUCGCGAGCGAUCUCAUUCCUCUGAAAAAUCUCUGUCGUGUCGAUAGCAAGUACGAGUCGUGUCGAGAGCAACUUCGAGUUUGGUGGAUCUUGCAGCUAAAAAUGUCGUUCCUAAUAGUUUUACUUGGAAUCGGUACUCUGUUACAUUGCUGCUCAACCGGUGCUCAUCAAGUAAGACAAUUAUUAUAUUAUGGGCACGAGAAAAUAGCAGGUGAUCAUUUAUUAGGGACAGAAAAUUUACCAUUGACGCCUUUGCCACAGAAUGAAGUUUCAAAACAGUUCCAAGGGAAUUAUCCAUUCGCACUAGGAUACAGACCACAAAAGUGUCCUUUGUGCGACAGUUUGGUUUAUCCCUAUUGCGGAGAGAAAUUGUUGCACGAUGCUUGCUGUUGCACAGAGUCUCAUCACGAUUUACCUUACCAAUGCAGAUUGGCAGACUGCCGAUUUCUGCACGCCAGAACCUGCAGGGAACACCGAUUGAUCGCCAAUUGCUGUUGCAGCGUAGACGACGAUUAUCGCGCUAUCCUGAAAAGUCUCGCGCAAGGAUAA